This is a messenger RNA of Penicillium coprophilum, 2499 nucleotides long. RefSeq names its product class I adenylate-forming enzyme family protein. Lineage: Eukaryota; Fungi; Ascomycota; Eurotiomycetes; Eurotiales; Aspergillaceae. Gene Ontology annotation, biological process: fatty acid metabolic process. Bases 1 to 2499 code for a protein of 832 amino acids. Gene Ontology annotation, molecular function: medium-chain fatty acid-CoA ligase activity. The transcript is spliced from 6 exons. The record is from RefSeq and is a predicted model, not a curated record.
AUGCAGACCCAGCUAGGCUUUCCAAAUGACCCGAUUUUUGUUAAGCUUCGCAAGGUAGCCAAGCAGUCACCGCGUGUGUUAUUCCACGAUGAGUAUGGCAUCGAUGCAACAUAUAGCGACUUGAUUCGUGAUAUUAUCCACCUCCGGGAGAUCCUGCGGGAGCAACUCUCGAGCGUUUCAUUCGAUGAGCAAGGUUGUCUGCGAGAAGACGCCAGGUCGAUUGCCUAUCUAGGCUACAGCGGAUAUAGUUUUAUCAUCAGCUUCUUUGCCAUUGUGGCUUUGGGGGGUAUAUGUGUGCCUCUAUCAACGGGGCUGGCGUCAGACGAGGCGCUGAGCAUUUUGAACAAGGUCAAGGCUGCCUAUAUCCUGACUGAGGAUAGAACAGUCAACAUGGCCACGAAAUUCGCAGAACAAGCCCGAAUCGAGAGCCAAAGUGUGACUUUGAUCACAAUCACAACAACAGAUCCCGCAGUAGCGACUAUUCCCCGCCCCACAGAACUCGAGAUUAAUCAGGGACUGACCUUGCCAGAAACAGCUGGCUGUCUGAUUUUAUUCACAUCCGGCACAACCGGGCUCCCAAAGGGUGUUGUUCUCACCCGGAAGAUGUUCCAUUUCGAAGAAGAUAUAACACCCGCAACACUUUAUCUCGCCUCCUGUCCUCCGCACUGGGUAGGAGGAACAGGAUUGAUUGAUAGUGUGCUUCUCGGUGAAAAUCUACAUAUGCUGAAGAACGAAGUCCCUCCUUCCCGGUUCUGGGAAGUGUUGAAAGAAGGGAGAGCUACGGAAAUGGCUAUCUCACCGACGAUGUUGAGACGUUUGAUGGAGUACUAUGAGGAAAAUAUCGGCCGUCUUGCAGCUGAAAAACGGGAUCAAUAUAUCGACGGAGCAAAGAAGCUUGAACGUGUGAUUGUGAGCGGCUCGAUGCUGAAUCCGUCCACUUGGCGCUUCUUUGCUGAUUUGACCGGUAUGCCCAUCAUCAACGGUUACGGGCUCACGGAGAUGGGUGGGGGUGUAAUAAUCAAUCCUGCUGGCUCGCUCUAUGAGCAGGGCUAUAUCGGUAAAGUCAUUCCAGGCAUCACAGUCAAGCUGUCCCAUGGUGACCAUGGGGAAAUCCUCGUCAAGAGCCCUAUCAGAUUCUCCCAUUAUAUUGGCGAUGAGGCAGCUACUCGCGCCGCCUUUGACGAUGAGGGAUUUUACAAAACAGGCGAUCAAGCCCACCGUGUCGGUGAUGAUUACUAUUUUGACGGGCGAAUUUCAUCCGACUUUGUUCGCUUUCAUGAAUACACGAUAUCGAUUCUCGAGCUGGAGAGAAAGCUCCUAGAUCUCCCAUAUGUCACCGAAGCGCAUGUCCUUCCCGUCAAAGACCACGGAGCUGGCGGAUUAGUUGCCGCUCUUGUGCGGCUGCAAAAGCAAGAUUGUGACGACGUUACCCUGAAGCGGGUACGUGAGGACCUCGCUGCGACUAAACUAGUUUCGUACAAAUUGCCUGCCCUCUUACGGACUCUCCAGAAUGGGGAGCAAGUCCCGUUCACGCCGUCUGGGAAGGCAUUGAAAAGGGAGUGCCUCCAGAAGUUUUUCCAUAUCUUUGAAUACAUACCGGACCCUUAUGCUGUGGAAGGAGUCGAGUACUGGGGAAAUCAACUCGAUCUGGCCGCUUCAUUGCGAGUGUUUGACUGGGGAGACCUCCACAAAGCCCAUAGCGCUAAUGUUCAAGAAUUGGUCAAAGAAGGCGUGUCGGCAGAAGGCGAGGGAACGGAAUGCCGAUCUCAGAGAUUGCUACCUGCAGAAUUUGCCGAUGAAGAAGCGAAAAGUGCAGCGCUUGUCGGUGCGGGGAUGGAAACCGCGACCGGGAGCGGAACGGGUCAACCGAUAAUCCGCCUCGCCGCAGCUGCCAAGAGGGCGGUACGCCAGCGAAUCAGGGAGCGGUGGGAGAAGCAAUGGGAGCGAGAAAGGACCUCGGCCCCCACAAAGCGCUUAGUGCAGGCGCCGAACAAGAAGACCCUCCGUCUAUACGAAGGCCUGUCGAACCCGCAGUGCGCCAUCCUAACCCAAAUGCGCACGAUGAGGAUCGGGCUUCGACACUUCUUGUUCAAAAUCAAGGCAGCGGAGACUGACCGGUGUAACUGUGAUAAGGGCUCACAAACACCAAAACACAUCCAGAUGCAGUGUCCAAAAUAUGCCAUUCCGCGUACAAAAGUAUGGGAGCAACUAUGGGAUAUUGGGAUCAACAAGACAAACUACGACAAGAUCGUGUCGAACGCGCAGGCCACCCGCUACGUGGUCAAGUUCAUGUACCAAACAGGUCUCCUCCAGCAGUUUCAACACGUUGGGAUCGAGGAGGAAGACGACGACGAACCGACAGGCCUCGCGGCAAUAAACCUAGGUGUGGAAGACGAUGAGGUAUUAGCUAAUGACGAAAACGAAGCUGUGAAACGAGAACUCAGCCAGAUUCGACAACCAUGCCAAUCAAUUGGCCAUGACAAAGCCAUCAUCAAUUGA